UUGGAAAGAAAAUGAGCAAAGGAAAGAGUAAUAAAAAUACCACAAGUUGUAAACACAAAAUGUUUUAGUUGAUUGAGGGAAAUAUAUUUCUAUAUAUAAGAAAACUAAAAUGAAAAGCGAUAUAGUCAAAAUAGUUUUUUUUGUCAUGCAUACAAGUAUUAAGCUAUAUAGGUGAUAAAAUGAUUCCGUGUAAUAUCGUGAAAUAUACAUAUAUAUAAUACUUCACGCGACUAGCAAUAUAGAAGUAUAUAUAUGGAAAUAUAGAACAGAAUUAUAAGGUGUAUUAAAAUAAUUGCAAUUGAUAGAUAGAUAAUAUAUAUGUAUGAAAAAUGACCACUAUGUGGCAUCAACAAGUAUUUGCACUUGAUGCAAAGUACAACACAUUGCGAGCUAACAAAUUGUCUAGUCUGGGUAUGUUAUACAUUCGUCGAAGAAACCAGUUACUUCGGGAAAAACAUUCCAGAGAUCCAGAAAUUGAUGCACAGUACUUAAAACUGCGAUCCGAAUUGCUAUCUUGGCGUUACGGAGAAAGGCAAGAACAAAGCAGUAUGGGAAGUCACACAAUCAGCGAAGAAUUAGAUAACAGAACGAAACAUCAUUUUAUACAAAGAAAAUCAACAGCAGAGAAUUUUGCGUUUGCCGGUGUCCAUCAUGUUUUUGAUCAACAUAAUGCAGCUGUAACAAUGCUGAAAUUUGCCAAUGAUGACAGAUCUAAAUUGUGUUGCGCAUCAUUAGAUGGCACAUUGUCUAUAUGUGAAGUCAUUAGUACUCCUCCAAAAGUGGUUGCUCUGUUGGAAGGUCAUCGUAAUGGCGUGACCGCAUUCGAUUGGAGUAUCAGCAAUGAUCUGAUAGUUUCUUCUUCUUUGGAUGCAACAAUAAGGCUCUGGAAAAUAUCUGCGGAUGUAGAACCAGUUUGUUUAAGAGUAGUAAACGACCAACAACGGGCAGAAGUUUUAUGCUGUAAUUUCAUACCUGCAAACAACAAUUUAAUAAUAGCUGGCAAUUCUCAGGGAUUGAUUCAGAUCUUAAAUGUAUCUACUGGUAUAUACACACGUAGUGGAUUCUGCAAGAUUGGUGGAAAGGUUCUUUCCAUUGCAUGCGAGGGCAGCGGUGGCUCAGUGAUCUGGGCUGGCAAUGACAGAGGUGUUAUAAUGUCUUUUCGAGUAGAACCUGGAAUAGGACGACUAACAAAGCUGCAGAGAUUACAGGAAACUGGUGGAAUGAUAACCAGUCUUACUUGGCGCUCAUGGUUAUCCAAGGAUGCUCCUUGGCCAGCAUUGUUAGUGAGCAGUGCGUGCAAUGCUGUGCUAUUGUAUCGUGUUACAGACAGUCACGGAUCUUUACGCUCCUGGAGAAAAUAUCCUAUCAAACAUAGAUAUUAUACAUUAAAAUCUACUUUCUGUCCUCAAAUGGGUGCAUGUUUAAUAGCCACCGGAUCGGAAGACGGAGCUGUUCAUCUGUUAGAUUCUACAAGAGAGGGAAAGGCCUCAAGAAUCAACCGAUUACACGGUCAUGCAACCCCAACGUUAGCUCUGUCUUUUAAUUAUGAUGAAUCUUUACUCGCAUCCGCAGAUCACGACGGACUAAUUAUUUUAUGGCGUAAUCAUCAGCGCAAUUUAUAAAAUAUGUAAGAACAAACACGAUGUACAAAUGAGUGAUUAUUUAAAACAUAAAACUACGAGAUUUUAAUAUUUUUAUACAUAUAUGUCAUAGUAAAUGUACAGUAAAGUGCGCCACGUUCCACGCAAGAGAAAGUAAUUUAUUCUCCGACCGUCGUAUGUGCGCGUCGUUCUCGUUUGGUCUCUCUGCUAGCGAUUCAGCCACAUCAGCCACAGUGACAAGACGAAAUUCCGAGCGGAACACGAACGACCCUGAUUUGCGAACUACGUAUUUUUCGUACAAAUGAGUAAAGUUCUUUUUGUGUUUCAUCUGAUUUUUACAUAAUUUUGCUCAAUUAAUUUUAAAGUGCUUUAAAGUUACUUUAUUUAUUUUAAAGUAUUACCAUGAUAUUUUUAAUUAAAACGUUUGUUUUAUAAUAGUUUUAAAAUGGAGCAGCGCUCUUCCGACGAGCUAACUUAGACCGAGAGAACAGAUUGACUAUUUUAAUUAUGCUCUAAUGUUAUCAUUAUUUUAUAAAUAAAAAUGUUUAAAAUAAAAAAAUCUUAGUUUUUUCUUCAAAAACGCCAGCGUUUACGUUUUUUACGAACGUAAAAAACGCAUUUUUCACAUUGAAAAAUUAAGGAUUUAAAUUUAAUAAAAAAAAUAAAUGCAAUAGCGUAAUUUUUUAAUGAAAGCUGCAAAUUUUGUCUUCAAUUUAAGCAUUUUUUCAAUUCGGUCAAUUAAACGAAACACUACAAUCCACUCGAGUGAAACUUCGUUUAUAUUAAAUCAUUAUUUAAACAAAUUUAAUUUUUUCCAAAAUGUUUUGAUCGAUAUGUAAAGUAGAAGGUUUAAAAGAUACUACAUCAAUUUUUUCAGAAUAUUUCUAACUUUUAACAUAUAGAAAAAUGCAGUGAGACAUAAACGACCCUAGUUCGCAGAUAGAUUGCGCCAACAUGAAUCAUCAGCAUAGAUCUGGAGCCAUUGGUGGAAACCGAAAGAGAACGGCGGCGCCGUAAUAGAAGACGGUCGGAGAAAUAAACUACUUUCUCUUACGCGGAACAAUAUGGCGCACUUUACUUACUAAUUUGAUGAAGUAAAUGUAUUCACAAGCAGUGAAAUUUGAACUUUUACUAGAAAAUGUAUAUAAUUUUUCACACACUUGAUUUAAUAAAAGUAUGUACAAACGAAAAUGCAUUAAUUUAAAUGGACACUUGCCAGCUGAAAUAUGCAUAUUUAAUUUUAUAACUUAUAGAACACAAAUAAAAAUGCAUUUUAACUUCCGCGCAAUAUUUUCGACCACUUUGAUAUUUUCUAUAUAGUCCCAAGUUUUGUUAUUUUUGUUUAUAUAGGAACACACACACACACACGUACAAAAAGACGGGCAAUGCCCAUUUACUCGUAUUCUCCUAAAGUGCGUGUAUUCGCUUAAACAUACACUUCUCAAGAUUAUCGAAUAAACGCAAACAAGUAUAAUUAAGUUUUCAUUUUUCCUCAUAAUAUGUUAAUAAAUAUAUAAAUUAUAAUUAAUAAUAUAUUAAUAAUAUAUAUAUAAAAACCAUUAGACUUGUGAUAUAUUAUUGCUCUUUCUAAUAUAAUGUAGCGUAACAAAUGUAUGCAUUGUCUGGUAAAAAUACAUUUGCCAGGAAUAUCAUUUGUAGAUUUAAGUUAAAUUUUGUUAAAAAAAUUGUGUAAAUGCAUACUUGAUGUGUACACAUUUUACUAAAUUUCGUGUUUUUAUUGUAACACACGCACACGUUUAAAAUGAAGAAAUAAACUUUAAACGAAAUAUAUAUAGGCUUAGUAAAAGUCGAUUGUAGGAUGUUUGUGCGGAUAUAAGCAUGUAUAUAUGAAUAUAUAUAUAUACGU
Messenger RNA from Pseudomyrmex gracilis, 3468 nucleotides. Its product is annotated as WD repeat-containing protein 13-like. Bases 330 to 1622 code for a protein of 430 amino acids. Gene Ontology annotation, cellular component: nucleus. The transcript has 3 exons. NCBI's taxonomy places the organism in Eukaryota, Metazoa, Arthropoda, Insecta, Hymenoptera, Formicidae. Gene Ontology annotation, molecular function: promoter-specific chromatin binding; protein binding. The record is from RefSeq and is a predicted model, not a curated record.